Molecule: messenger RNA, 651 nt
Organism: Acanthosepion pharaonis
Lineage: Eukaryota; Metazoa; Mollusca; Cephalopoda; Sepiida; Sepiidae
Source: the annotation of a GenBank genome assembly
AUGCCCUCCCCCUCCACACCAAACUUUAUCCCAACACAAAACGUCGCCACGAUCUUCCCAAUCCGAUUCUUCUGCACCUUCUUAAGCAUCCCCCCACCGUUCAGUGCGCCACCACAUUCACUUUCAAAACGCCCACAAAAGGCCCCACCCACAUCUAUCUAUCUAUCUGUUCCUAUCUAUCUAUCUAUCUAUCAAUCUAUCUAUCAGUCAUUUAUCAGUUCCAUUCAUUCUAUCUAUCUAUCUAUCCUUCUAUCUCUUAUCUCAGCUAUAUCUCUAUCUCUCAUGUUCUAUCUAUCUAUCUAUCUAUCUAUCUAUCUAUCUAUCUUAUUUCUGUUCAUAUCUCUCUUUUUCACUGUUCAUAUCUAUUUUAGUCAUUCAUCUAUCUAUCUAUCUAUCUAUCUAUCUAUCUAUCUAUCUAUCUAUCUAUCUAUCUAUCUAUCUAUCUAUCUCAGUCUGUUAAUCUAUCUAUCUAUCUAUCUAUCUAUCUAUCUAUCUAUUAUGCUAUCUCAUCUAUCUAAUCUCUAUUAUCAUCUAUCUAUCUAUCUAUCUAUCGAAGGACGAAAGAGAAUUGAGGAAAAAGUCAUUAAAGAGAAAGGGCGUCAUCUUUCACACACACACAAAAGCGCAAAAAGACGAACAAUAUAUAGAUAA